Messenger RNA from Sciurus carolinensis (gray squirrel), 10214 nucleotides. RefSeq names its product phosphodiesterase 3A (gene Pde3a). NCBI's taxonomy places the organism in Eukaryota, Metazoa, Chordata, Mammalia, Rodentia, Sciuridae. Gene Ontology annotation, biological process: positive regulation of oocyte development; oocyte maturation. Gene Ontology annotation, molecular function: 3',5'-cyclic-AMP phosphodiesterase activity. The transcript is spliced from 16 exons. Gene Ontology annotation, cellular component: cytosol. The record is from RefSeq and is a predicted model, not a curated record. The coding region runs from base 642 to 4079 and encodes 1145 amino acids.
UUGUUCUCUCUCUCUCCGACGGGACUUAGCAACUUCUUGAUUAUUUCUUAGCCCCUUUCCCAUUUUUUUCCACUCUGCCAUGAACUGGACGGACAGACGCGGAGAAGACUUUGCUUUCAGCCCCAGGGAAUGGCGAUUCGCGUCCCGGGGCCGUGCCGGGGAGGAUCGGCCCAGGAGAAAGAAAGAGUGAUAGAGAAAGAGCUGCAGGAAGAGAAGGGAGACCUCCAUCAGACGCGGGCCCGGCGCGCAGCAGCGCAGCGCGGAGCUGCGCGGGGAAUGGCCCCAUGCUCGCCCUGCGCCCCCGGCUCCUUCAGCGUCAGCUGCCCGGGUGCGCGGGAUGCAUUGGGCAAUUUUUAAAAUCCCGAAGUAGCAAGAGCCCUUGGAAGAUAUAAGUCGGGGCUGGGGGUGGAGCAGAGGAUUUUCAGAAGCUAUUCAAAGAGCGAAAAGUCCAAGCCUGAUUAACUUGAAGUCCCUUUGGAGCAUCUAGCGUUCUCCGGGAGUUAUUAGAAAGCUGAAACUUUCAGUGGAUUGUGGGCCUGGGGAGAAGAAGGGAUUCCGAGGGUGGGACUGGGAAGAGCGAGUGCGCGCUCCUGUGUUGAGGAGUGGGGGCGUCAGUGGGGGUUCGGUGAAGAAGGCACACCAUGGCAGUACCCGGCGAGGCCGCCCGAGAGAGGGACACACCGGGCCACGGCGGGGUGAGUCAAGCCCCGGUAGCGGGCCGGGACUGCCACCGUCGUGCAGAUUCCCCAUUGCCUCAGGGCUCUGGCUGCAGCGGCUGCUGGGGAGACCUGGUGCUGCAGCCGCUCCGGCGCUCCCGGAAACUUUCCUCGGCUCUGUGCGCGGGCUCUCUGUCCUUUCUGCUGGCGCUGCUGGUGAGGCUGGUCCGCGGAGAGAUCGGCGGUGAGCUGGAGCAGAGUAAGGAGGCGGCGGCAACCGAGGAGGAGGAGGAAGCGGUCCCGGGAGCCGAAGGGGGCGUCUUCCCUGGCCCUCGGGGAGGUGUUCCCGGGGGCGGCGCGCCGCUCAGCCCCUGGCUGCAGCCCUCGGCACUACUCUUCAGUCUCUUGUGUGCCUUCUUCUGGAUGGGCUUGUACCUCCUGCGCGCCGGGGUGCGCCUGCCUCUGGCCGUCGCGCUGCUGGCCGCCUGCUGCGGGGGGGAAGCGCUCGUCCAGAUUGGGCUGGGCGUCGGGGAGGAUCACUUACUCUCGCUCCCGGCCGCGGGGGUGGUGCUCAGCUGCUUGGCCGCCGCGACAUGGCUGGUGCUGAGGCUGAGACUGGGCGUCCUCAUGAUCGCUUUGACUAGCGCGGUCAGGACCGUGUCCCUCAUUUCCUUGGAGAGGUUCAAGGUCGCCUGGAGACCUUACCUGGCAUAUUUGGCCGGCGUGCUGGGGCUACUCCUGGCCAGGUACGUGGAGCAGAUCUUGCCGCAGUACUCGGGGGCGGCUCCGAGGGAGCAUUUUGGGUCCCAGCUGGUAGCUGGGACCAAGGAAGAUAUCCCGGUGUUUAAGAGGAGGAGGCGGUCCAGCUCCGUGGUGUCCGCCGAGAUGUCGGGCUGCAGCAGCAAGUCUCAUCGAAGGACCUCCCUGCCCUGUAUACCAAGGGAACAGCUCCUGGGACACUCGGAAUGGGACCACAAACGAGGGCCACGGGGGUCACAGUCUUCAGGAACCAGUAUUACUGUGGAUAUUGCUGUGAUGGGCGAGGCACAUGGCCUCAUUACUGACCUCCUGGCAGACCCUUCUCUGCCCCCGAAUGUGUGCACGUCCCUGAGGGCCGUGAGCAACCUGCUCAGCACACAGCUCACCUUCCAUGCCAUUCACAAGCCCAGAGUGAAUCCUGUCGUUUCCUUCAGUGAAAACUACACCUGCUCUGAUUCUGAAGAGAGCCCUGAAAAAGACAAGCUGGCUAUUCCCAAGCGCCUGAGAAGAAGUUUGCCCCCUGGUUUGUUGAGACGAGUUUCAUCAACUUGGACAACCACCACCUCGGCCACAGGUCUACCCACCUUGGAGCCUGCCCCAGUACGGAGGGACCGUAGUUCCAGCAUCAAACCUCAUGAUGCACCUUUGCCCAGCUCUAUUAAUUCUGAUUCUUGGAGUAACCCAGUGAUGAUGACCCUCACCAAAAGCAGAUCCUUCACUUCAUCCUAUGCUGUUUCUGCAGCUAACCAUGUAAAGGCUAAAAAGCCAAAUCGACCAGGUGCCCUCGCUAAAAUUUCACCUCUUUCAUCACCCUGCUCCUCGCCUCUCCAAGGGACUCCAGCCAGCAGCCCUGUCAGCAAAAUUUCCACAGUGCAAUUUCCAGAAUCUGCUGACACAACUGCCAAACAAGGGCCAACUACUCACAGGGCCUUAACCUAUACUCAGAGUGCCCCUGACCUGUCCCCUCAGGUUCUGACUGCACCUGUUAUAUGUAGCAGCUGUGGUAGACCAUAUUCCCAAGGGAAUCCUGCUGACGGGCCCCUGGAAAGAGGUGGUACAGCCACUCCAACACCAAGCAGAACAGACGACACUGCCCAAGUUACCUCUGAUUAUGAAACCAAUAACAACAGUGACAGCAGCGACAUUGUACAAAAUGAAGAUGAGGCGGAGUGCCCAAGAGAGCCACUGAGGAAAGCAUCAGCCUGUGGCACCUACGCCCCGGAGGCCGUGAUAUUCCUGGACAAACCAAUUCUUGCUCCUGAACCUCUAGUCAUGGAUAACCUGGACUCAAUUAUGGAGCAACUCAAUAGUUGGAAUUUUCCAAUUUUUGAUUUAGUGGAAAAUAUAGGAAGAAAAUGUGGCCGUAUCCUGAGUCAGGUUUCGUACAGACUUUUUGAAGAUAUGGGCCUCUUUGAAGCUUUUAAAAUUCCAGUUAGAGAAUUUAUGAACUAUUUUCACGCUUUGGAAAUUGGAUACAGGGAUAUUCCUUAUCACAACAGAGUCCACGCCACUGAUGUCUUACAUGCUGUUUGGUAUCUUACUACACAGCCUAUUCCAGGCCUCUCAACUGUGAUUAAUGAUCACGGAUCAGCAAGUGAUUCAGAUUCUGACAGUGGAUUUACACAUGGACAUAUGGGAUAUGUAUUUUCAAAAAUGUAUAAUGUGCCAGAUGAUAAGUAUGGAUGUCUGUCGGGGAAUAUUCCUGCCUUAGAACUCAUGGCACUAUACGUAGCUGCAGCCAUGCAUGACUAUGAUCACCCGGGAAGGACUAAUGCUUUCCUGGUGGCCACUAGUGCCCCUCAGGCGGUGCUGUACAAUGAUCGUUCAGUUCUGGAGAACCAUCACGCAGCUGCAGCUUGGAAUCUUUUCAUGUCCCGGCCAGAGUAUAACUUCCUAGUUAACCUUGACCAUGUAGAAUUCAAGCACUUCCGUUUCCUUGUCAUUGAAGCAAUUUUAGCCACUGACCUGAAGAAACACUUCGACUUUGUAGCCAAAUUUAAUGCCAAGGUGAAUGAUGAUGUUGGAAUAGAUUGGACUAAUGAAAAUGAUCGUCUAUUGGUUUGUCAAAUGUGUAUAAAGUUGGCUGAUAUUAAUGGACCAGCCAAAUGUAAAGAACUCCAUCUUCAGUGGACAGAGGGUAUUGUCAAUGAAUUUUAUGAACAGGGUGAUGAGGAAGCCAGCCUUGGGCUGCCCAUAAGCCCCUUCAUGGACCGGUCUGCUCCUCAGCUGGCCAAUCUUCAGGAAUCCUUCAUCUCUCACAUUGUGGGUCCUCUGUGCAACUCCUACGAUUCAGCUGGACUCAUGCCAGGAAAAUGGGUGGACGAUAGUGAUGAGUCAGGAGAUACUGAUGACCCAGAAGAAGAGGAGGAGGAAGCAGCCGUGCCAAAUGAAGAAGAAACCUGUGAAAAUAAUGAAUCUCCAAGAAAGAAAACUUUCAAGAGGAGAAAAAUCUACUGCCAAAUAACUCAGCACCUCCUGCAGAACCACAAGAUGUGGAAGAAAGUCAUUGAAGAUGAGCAGCGGUUGGUGGGCACAGAAAACCAGUCCCUGGACCAGGCCUCUCAGCAGCACACCUCAGAGCAGAUCCAGGCCAUCAAGGAAGAAGAGGAGGAGAAAGGGAAACCAAGAGCAGAGGAGAGCUUGGCCCCAAAUCCGAACCUGUGACCGUGAACAGAACAAGCUGUGUUUCCAAACUCAUUUGUCACAGACUUUUUUCAAGCCAGCACAACACUUAGACACAACACUGUAGAAAUAUGAGAAGAUGGGCAAAUGGCUAUUGCAUUUUGGGAUUCUUCGCAUUUUAUGUGUUUAUUUUUACAGUGAGGUACCUUUUCGAAAAACUCUUGCUCAGAGAAGCUUUCACAUUGCGACACCAGCUUUGACGGAUUUUUUUUUAAAGGAGGAAAUAUAUAUAUAUAUAUUUACUUGUGUGUGUAUAUAAGGUCCCACGUAGAUACAUGUAUAAACCUUCACACACAUGUGCGUAUACACACAAACACACUGAAAGCCAGGAUCUCUGGCUCCACAAUUAAGUAACAUUCAUAUUAAGAAAUAUAGUGGUCACUGUGAUAUAAUAAAUCAUAAAGGAAAACAAAUCACAAGGGAAAUGGUGCAGCUUAGCAAGGAUAUGGUGCAGCAAAUGUAGGUUACCAACUAAGCAGCUUUAGCUCUUCAUACUGAGGGAGGAAAGUUCCAGAGCAUUAUUUGGAUUCUGAUACAUCCUGCCAAUACUGUGUGUGUGUUUGUGUGUGUGUUGUGUGUGUGUGUGUGUGUUGAAAGAGUACUUGUGUGCAUGCAUGUGCGUAUGUAAAAGAUUUUCGUGGGUUUAACAGUUCGUAGAAUAGCUGUAGCAAAUGUCUCAAUACAUGUGAACAAGCAGAAGGAAGUUCGCUCUGGAGUGUCUUUGAAAGGCAGUCAUUCCAAAUGCCCUCCUUCAUUUAGCUUCAAUAAAGGUCUCUUGGCAGAUGGAGGGCAUUCGUGGGCCAUCUGAUUGAUACUACUGCUAUACACCACUUGGAGGCGCUGCACCACCAGCCUCAAACCUGGAAGACAGAGGCAUUUUCCAGUCUACCCGCCUAAUGAAUGUAUAGGAGCCGUUUGUGAGUGUGUGUCACUCACCUAAGAUCAAAACACCAUUUAAGGGGAUGGCAUUCUUUAUACAUAAAUUCCUAAAAGGAACUGGAGCCAGGUGUUUUCACCAGGUAAGAGUUCUAAAAGGAUGCCAGAGAAGGCCUGGGAAAUGACAUUUAACAACGAUCUCCUGUGCCUCCUUAAUUUGCUGCAAAAUGUGUAGUUGAAAAUAAAAGGCAGAAGGAAACCCACUGUGGGUUAUAUAGCAAGAGAGGAGGGAGAAGAUGGCAAUCUAGGGUUUGGUGUUGACAUAAGGAAAGCCUGAUCUUGGCAACCGUUAAAGGCUGACUUUGGGGUUAAAGGUCGGGGUGAUAGCCCCUGUUGUGGUAUUCCUUAUGCGGUGGGAUGAGGUAGCUUCCAUCUGCAGUCUGGUGCAUUGUCAUGAUUUUUGGCAGGGAAGAUUACUGAGGGAUUGUUUAGGGACUGGGCUAUUAUUGAAAGCCUUUUUUUGUUUUGUUUUGUUUUGUUUUGUUUAUCUACACUUGUUUAUGCUGUGAGCCAAACCUCUAUUUAAAAAGUUGAUACUCACUUUCAAUAUUUUAUUUCAUAUUAUAUAUGUCAUGAAUAGUUAUCUUGAUGUAAAUAUAAAGAUUUUUUUUUGUUUCUGUAGAUAGUAAACUCUUUUUUAAAGAAAAGAAAGGGAAAAGGAAACAUUUUUAUAAAGUUAUAUUUUAAUCACCAUUUUUAUACAUUGUAGCUAUCUCCAGGUCCAGUAAGAAGGUAUGGUUCAUUGGCAUGGAGGUCUGUGGUCAGCUGCUCAUCUACCUAUUCUAAUUUAAAAGAUAAUCUGAUAGUUAUUUUUGCCAAUUAAAUGAGGAUGCUGUAAAGAAAAAAAAGUGUUUUUUGUUUUGUUUUGUUUUGUUUUUUUCAGUAGUAACUCUUACUAACUGAAUUUUGGGUCUUUGCCACCCAGAUGAAAGACUUUUUUAACCAAUUUCAAAUUUUUGUAGUUGGUGUCCAUUUCUCUCCAAUGUUUUUGGGAAUACAACUCUUAUUUCUAUAUACACACUUGCUUGUCACCUAAACAAUCUCAGCUUCCAAGAAAACCUUGAUUGUGAGUUCUACUUUUUACUUCCCCUGAAGUCAGAAAGGAAUGUUUACAUGAAAAAUCCCGUUUCCCUUGAAUGGAUAGUAUAUUAUUUCCUUCCAAAGCAUGACUUUAUAAUAAUCCAUGGCAUUCUUUCAAAUUAGGCAAAGACAAUAGAAUAAAAAAUAAACAUAGUUUCAUGGCAAAUUUUUCUAUUAAGUAGGAAAAGGUAAAGAUGAUCAAAUAGAUGCAAACUCUACCUAAAUAACUAGAAAAUAUUUCAAUUUGCAUUUCCCAGUUAAUACCAGGUCAUCAUCAUUUAGCAUUUGCUGAAUUGUUCCCGUUUCCUUAGCAUUGUCUGUGUUUCUCUAUGUUUGCAAAAUGUACUGUGAGUCAGUCAAAUACAUUUCCCCAAUGAGACUGUUACCCUUACAAAUAAGAGAAGAAAGAAGAAGGAAUUUAUACUCAACAUACCCUUUGCGUCUGCUUACUUAGAACGAAUCUUUUCUCUUUCCCCAUGUAAGUAUACAUGUCUAAAAUGAAUAGAUAUAGAGGAAAAACCCAACUGUGGAGUGAGUCAGGUGACAGAGCCACUGUGAGAGUCCCUUCUGUGUCUAGGCAGUUUUACUAAAGCUGCAAGGCCUUCUGCUUAGAAGCCAGCCUGGCUCCUACCAGGGAGAUCUCAGAAAACUGCCUGGAUCUGUUGUUUUGUUUUAAGGUACAUGAUAUAAUAGGAAAUAAUCAUGACCAAACCAGUUGGAAUCUCAUAUUCUGGAUCAUGGUCAUCAAUCCAAGCAGUUUAAUAACUUUUUCUUAAAAAAUAAGUUACCAUUAUAUUUUAAUUAGAAGUCAAUUGAAAUAAAGGAAUAGAGCUCCACCCACCAGUUGUGUGACUUUCAUACACACCUGGUACAUCUUAAAGGGUUCCUAGGGACAUAACCAGAUAUUUUCUCCUUGUGAUAUUUCCCCCCUCCUUGGUGACAGCAAUAUUACUGUGUUCACUUCCAGCUCCAGAGCUUACUUCCUGUGGUGCCAAUGUCUUUGUUGCAAUUUACUACAUUUUUAUAUGAGCCUACUUUUAGGUGCCAUAUUAGAUAAACUCAGGUCUUUCAAAUGAAGGAACUUCUAGUCCAUUUAGGGAGAAGGGUAGUUGUAUAGAGAGCCAUAAAAUUAAUAUUAGGAAAAAUUGGAACUGGUUGUUCUCUGUCAAGAAAAAGUCCAGGUAUAUUCUGUGUGUUAUCAAUGUUAUUUUCAGCAUGCUAAUAGAUUGCCUGUCUUUCUAAUGAUAUUUCUAAGCCAGGCUUUUGAAUAUUAUAUCCUUGAUGAAAACACCAUUUUUGCUUUCUUCUUUAUCUGUAUUUUUUUUUUUUUUUUUUUUUGUCAUUUUAUAAGACCUGGUUUUGUUCUCAGUAAAGGAUGAAGACAGUAGCUUUGUACGGGAAUAUGUCUAUAUUGUCUUCAUCUGACAUGUGAAGGAAUUUCCUCAUAUUUUGUUUAAGAAGGUAUCCACUUUCUAAAAAACAUAGAAUUCUGUCUAUUCAAUUUUGGUUGAAUUCUAGAACAAACCCUAACCAUUGCACUCCCAGUAAUACUAAAAAAAAGGAAUUGAAUAUCAUGCAGACUGUUCAUUAGAUGUAUGUAGACUAUUGAUUUGUGAUUUCCCCAUGUCCCUUGCCUUUCCUUCCCAGAGAACUUUCUUGAAGGUAAAAACUGUGCAAAGGCAUGAGACUCAGGCCUAUUCUUUGUUUAAAUGAUGGAAAAAUAUAAAUUAUUUUCUAAGUAAUAAAAAUAUGAAAAUUAUCAUUGUAAAUAAAGUCUAAAGUUUGAAAUGACUGCUUUCUAAAAGUGAAGUAUUUGUUUGAUAAACAAGUCCUGACUAAUGAGAAGUGAAUAACCCAGAAAUCCUUGUAUUCCUCUUUGGGAGGUAUUCUUGGUGCUUCCAUGCCAUGGGGAUCACCUCUAUCCUCAUCAUUUAUAACAUUCCUAGAACAAUUAUGAAAACCAUAAUAAGAGUGUUAUUGUCCUUCUCUUCCUUCCUAACCCUGAUUCCCAUUUAAUGCCUUCCCUGAUUUCUACUAAUUUUAAAUAAACUGCCUUUUCAAACUGGCAGAAGUUUCCAAUAAGAUAGGACUCUGCAAACUUUCAUACUCUAGAGUAAUUCAAGAUUCUCCUUAUUCUACAGAUCUGUCAGCUAGUAUGUAUAGAAAAAGACCCAAAUUUGCAAAUAGCUCAACUCUAGAUAAUUAAAAGCCAAUGUAUCUAUGUAUUUUGAAACUAAUCUGAAUUUCUAUCUUUCCUAGCAAGCAAAGCAGUGAAAUGUUUUAAGACCAUUGGAAUCAUUAGCUCUCUCAUGAUUUCCCCAUGAAAUAAAAUGAGGAAUUUGCUAAUAGUUCAUUUUUUAAAAACUGUUCAAGCAAAUUCAGAUGAAAAUUAGGAAACCCAUUAACCAUUUUAGUUGAAGAGCAUUCCUAAAUUUUUUUCUUAGAAUUUCUUAUCAAGAGGAAAUAUAUUAGCUUGAGAUUAUAUAUUCAUAUCCUGUAACUUUGUUCCUCUAGAAAACAUUCAAGUUCUUAUUGGAAAUUCAGUUGGAAUAAGCUAAACUCUUAGCACCCAGUUAACUAAACUGCAAACUAUGAUUUAGACAAAUUGAGUUUUGCAUAAGUAUUAGUAUGUUUCAUACCAAUGAACCAUUAUCAGAAAACAAGAACAUGUUUUUUCUCUAUAUUAUGCACCAUGGAUGUUGGGCAAUUUGUGCUAUUACUUACCAUAUUGUAUCUGUUAAAACACUAUUUACUUUUACCCUAUCUCAUGGUGCUUUCUGCCUUAGCUAAAUCGAUCUUUAUGUUCACACUAGAAAAUUCUAACAGCAUGAUAACAAUGGUGACAAAAACAAUGGAACUUUUGUGUGUGUACUUGUGUACAAAGUAUGUUUGAAGACAUAAAAAUGAAGAUUAUGGCAUUAUUGACUUGGUGAAACUCAGUCUCUUAUUCAAAAAUAUUGAUACACUAUAAAUUAUCUUAAUGUCCAUAAGACCAUAAAAUAUAUGGAACCAUGUAUAGAUGGAAAACAAAACUGGCUUUAACACAUGCUUAAAGAUCCAAAAAGAAUCCAAAUUUCCUAUCUAAAGAUAGCCAGUUCUUCUCCUUAUGUUUUUUAAGAUGUUGAUGGACCUUUAUUUUAUUCAUUUAUUUAUAUGUGGUGCUGAGAAUCGAACCCAGUGCCUCACACAUGCUAGGCAAAUGCUCUACACUGAACCACAACCUCAGCCCUCCCUAUCAAGUUUUAAGGUUGAUUACCUUGACAUGUAUUGUUCUUUCUGGAUUUCUGCUUCCCUGAAGAGGGGCGCACAGAAGAAAAGCCAAGCCUUCUCCUUCUAGAAAUGUUGAACAGAUCCAUGUUCAAACAUGUUUCCUCAUUACUUCACUUCAAGGAGUGGUUCUUAAUCAUGAAAAUAAAUCAGCCAAAAUAAAUUGUUUCAAAAAGAGUAAUAUCAAAUAUUUAUGUGUAAGUACUAUCAAGAGUAUUUAAAUUUGUUUUCUUGAAUUAAAACUAUUUCAUGUUUUUAUUAAACUGAAACCUACUAAGUGACAUUCCAUUGUAAUAGAAUGCUGAAUAUUUUGACAUAACCAGAACUAGUAAUAAGAAAACUUGAAAAGAUUCAAUUAUAUUUUCAAUGUCCUCAUGCCUCAUGAAGAAAAUGUUUUGCGAAGGGUAUCAUAAAUACAUAAGAUAGAUUAAAAUACGUUUACCCCAGUAAUUUAAGUGUUCAAAGUAUAGUCUGAGCUCUUCUGAGAUAUUCCAAGAUGAAAGAAUGUCUUACCCAGUAAUUUAUCAUGGCUUAGGUUGCUGUAAAAUAAAUGGUCUAUUACUAUAGAUUUUAUACUAAGUUCUAACAUAGUUAAAAAUCCAAAUAUUUAACUACUAGAAAAGAUUAAACAUUAAUCUUGACUUUCACAGUUGAAGCAUUGACUGGUAGGUUAACCACACUUACUGCAUUCAACUGCCAAGCAUGAUCAAAUGAUAGGUUGAAAUUGGAUAUACAUUAAUAGAAAAGUAAUAAAAAUGUUCUUUUAAAGUUUUAAUGCAGGGCAUUCUUCCUCCUUAAAAAAAAAAAAUGAGCAACAACAAAACAAAAAAACUG